CAUGUCAACUGAACAUCGAUGAUGAAAUGCAUACGAUUGUGACAUGAUGGCUUGCAUGCUAUGAUGCGUAAGCAAUAGCUUGUUUGUGGGGAGGUAUAUAAAUCUGCUGGGGAAGCUUCAGCUUUUGUGCUUGAGCUCUGAUCUUAUCUUCAAACAUCAACAUCAACAACACAAAACACUCCCACCACAUACCAAACCAAGCAAAAUGUCUUUCUCUAACGCAAACACUGGCGAUGCCCCUGCCGAUCCUUACAAGAAGGCCAACGCCGAGGAGGUUCCCCUCCAGACCAAGAUUGAGGAUCUCGUCCACUUCAUCACCAAGGAGAAGUUUGGCAUGAUGACCACCCGGGGCUCAGGCUCUGGUAACCUUGUAUCUCGCUGCAUGGCGCUGGCUGCCACAGAGACUGGAGGUAUCGACCUUCUCUUCCACACCAACACGGAGUCUGGCAAGACCGACGACCUCGAUGCUGACCCUCACGUCAACGUUUCUUUCAUCAACGCCUCCGGAGAGUGGGCUUCCAUUGCUGGCAAUGCUAGUAUUAGCACAGAUCGAAGUCUUGUUUCCAAGCACUACAGCCCUACGCUCAAGGCUUGGCUUGGUGAUCUCGGUGACGGUGUCCAUGAUGGCUCCGAGAAUGAUCCUCGUAUCGGAAUCAUCCGCGUCAAGACAGUAUCGGUCACCUAUUCGCUCGUUUCCAAGAACCUGCUGAGCCGCGCUGCCGACAUUGCUUCCAGCGCCGUCACUGGCAAGCCUGCUUCGCCCAACACAUUGAGGGAGAUUUCGGAAGGGGAUGUGCGAUCUUGGCGCGCUUCGCGAGAGUAAUGUUCUGAAUAAUGUAAAUCUCGCUUGUACGAUAGGACUUUUAUCAAAGGCGAUACGAAUUCAUGACAAUAUUAGCAACCAUUCACAGCUGCUUUCCGUACUCAGCUUUCCAUAGCCUAUCCCACUUCUCCUUAUCAACCGCAAACUGUCGUACGUAGUCGAGCUCCAGCUCGUGUGUUCUUCGACCAAGGAGGACGAGACUGUGAAGAGGAGGCCCUAGUUCCUCGUCGGUAGAGCAAAGCUCCUCCAAAGUACCAGCCACGAACUUCUCCGUCUUACCUCCGACGCGAGCAGCGCCAAUGGCCAGACUGUCCUUGGUAUAGACACCCUCCUUACGCUCAUCCUCAAUCUCUAGCAUCUGUUGUGCACACUGGCCGACAGUCAUGUAGCGAGGAGGCUCGUAGACUAGACGACCUCGGGCCAUAUUCUCGAGACUCUGCUCCUUAACCUUGAUAUCUACCAAGACUAGCGUGUGUAAACCGAUUUGACGGUUCUCCUUUAUCCGAUCGUAGAAAGAUGCGGGCUUCCAUGUAUCAGUGAAGAAAACCAUGGACACGGUUUGUCCAAAGUUGUAGAGCUGCAGACCGCAUGCGCCGAUCCCGGACAUGAUGGAGGCGUUGGGAACGGUUCGGACAGGGAUUUCGAGUUCCCGCGCACGUAGAACGAGGUCCGUAUGAGUAGUGGCACUAUGAUGUAUCAGUAUACAGCUGUAAGUUGGAUCAGUAGAUCAUACCCGAAGGGAUCUCCAACAACAAGGAAUGCAACAUCUUCGUUCUGCGCAUUUCGGAGAAUCUCGUCGCUGUUUGACUCAACCAUCUCACGGUCAGCUACAGUGAUGGAUCGUCCAUAGUACGAUUCCUAGUAUAAUUAGCAUUGGCUCUUGGGUUAGGGAAUGGUUGCAUGUACCAAGACAGAUUGCUCGACAAGCAAAAUGCUAGUAUAAGCCUCCAGAUAGACCCUGGAGGCUUUCUUGACGACCUCAAGGCCCUUGACAGUAAUAUCUGUCUCGUCAGAGAGACCAAGUCCUACGAGGU
This is a messenger RNA of Fusarium odoratissimum NRRL 54006, 1857 nucleotides long. RefSeq names its product protein bli-3. The coding region runs from base 206 to 823 and encodes 205 amino acids. The record is from RefSeq and is a predicted model, not a curated record. Lineage: Eukaryota; Fungi; Ascomycota; Sordariomycetes; Hypocreales; Nectriaceae. The transcript has 2 exons.